AUGGUGGUUCGCGUGAAGAACUGCGAGCCUAUGGAUGAGAUAAUGUGUACUUUGCAAGCAUUACAGGUCUUACCACAUAAUACACUGAGAAUUCAUAAAAUGAAUGAAAGGUUUGCAUUGAAAGCUCAAACUGAGACCACAUUUGCCUUUCAUUUGUAUGGCUCGCGAGCACUGGAACUGUGUUUCGGACAGACAUUUGACUCUUUAAACGAUACGCGACUUAAAUUGAGAGUUAAGUUUCACGGACUCCAGCCCUCACUCCACUCAUUCACAAUGUUUUCUAGUCAAAUGAUCGCCAGAAUUGAUAUUCAGAGUAAUUUCAAUGUCGAGGCGGUUAAACCCGGUGUUACGCUCAACCGUUUUGUACAGCCAUUGAUGUAUAGUAAUAAUCGGCCAAUUGAGCAUAAAGUGCGGCCACUGGACAGUCGCGAUGUCAUACCACCCGCUCAACAGUUAUACGAAGCUAAAGGUCAGGUCUUGAGAGUUGGCUCUAAUUCAUUGCUAUAUGACCUGUCAUUUGGUCCUGAAUAUAUAUCAUUGGUGUGGAUGAUAUUCAACUCGGACACCAAGCAAUUUAUUGGGGCCGGAGUAGACCUACCCUCAUCAGUAACUAUACUAGACUAA
Oppiella nova is the source of this 624-nucleotide messenger RNA. NCBI's taxonomy places the organism in Eukaryota, Metazoa, Arthropoda, Arachnida, Sarcoptiformes, Oppiidae. The record is from the annotation of a GenBank genome assembly.